Molecule: messenger RNA, 1294 nt
Organism: Panicum hallii
Lineage: Eukaryota; Viridiplantae; Streptophyta; Magnoliopsida; Poales; Poaceae
Product: DNA-directed RNA polymerases II and IV subunit 5A-like
Exons: 4
Coding region: 398-1021 (207 amino acids)
Biological process (GO): DNA-templated transcription
Cellular component (GO): RNA polymerase II, core complex; RNA polymerase I complex; RNA polymerase III complex
Molecular function (GO): DNA-directed RNA polymerase activity; DNA binding
Source: RefSeq, a predicted model, not a curated record
CCUGACACUCAUUCCCCUCCCCUCCAGCCCGCCACACCCUUCGUCCUCGGCUCCUCCUGUGCGCCGCGCCGCCGCCAGGAGCGAUCCGCGCCCUCCCCCCUCCUCUCGAAUCUGACCGAGCGCCGGCCCGGCCGGCGGCGCCCGGGCCUCCACGCCAGGCCGCCCCCCACUCCUCCCCGGUCCCCGCAAGGCCGCAACCACGCGGGCACGCUGCCCCUGUCCGAUCCACCUCGCCUCCAGCCGCCCUGCACUUUCCAUCCUCCAGCCGUCCUUCUCGCAAUCUCGGUGUGGAAGCCCCUGUAGCCGGCACCCGCGCGCCGCUCCCGCCUUCCGUACCCGCAAAACCCCUCUCAGAACCCACCGGGAGAAAGCCGAAAAGCGGGGGAAACAGAGGGCGAUGGCGUCGUCGGAGGGGGAGACGAACCGCCUGUGGCGCAUCCGGCGCACGCUGAUGCAGAUGCUGCGCGACCGCGGGUACAUGAUCCAUGAAACCGAGGACAUCGGCCUCAAAAGGGCGGCUUUCGUGGAUCGCUACGGCGACCCCGUCCGCCGCGACGACCUCGUCAUCAACCGCUACAAGAAGGACAACCCCGCCGACCAGAUCUACGUGUUCUUCCCGAAUGAGGCCAAGCCCGGCGUGAAGACGAUCAGGAACUACGUCGAGAAGAUGAAGCAGGAGAACGUCUUCGCCGGCAUACUCGUUGUGCAGCAGGCGCUCAGUGCGUUCGCACGCAGCGCCGUGCAGGAGGUCUCCCAGAAGUACCAUCUGGAGGUCUUCCAGGAAGCUGAGCUUCUUGUGAACAUUAAGGAGCAUGUCCUAGUGCCGGAGCACGAGCUCCUGACACCGGAUCAGAAGAAGACACUGCUAGAGCGAUACACCGUGAAGGAAACCCAGCUCCCCCGGAUUCAGAUUACAGACCCAAUAGCAAGAUACUACGGCAUGAAGCGUGGGCAGGUUGUGAAGAUCAUCCGAGCCAGUGAAACUGCUGGAAGAUACGUCACCUACCGCUACGUUGUCUGAGCUUCCCCUACAUUCUCAUGGCUUGAGCUUCUGCCGUGAACCAUCACCAAGUGAAAAUUUUCCCCAAGCUUCUAAUCUUGGCUGUGUACUUCGAAACAUUGUUACCGCUGAGAACCUGAAGUGCCUUCAAAGCGCUCUGGUGCUUUUCCCUGAGAACUGAUUGACGUUACGCCGUUUUAGCACUAGAAUUAGUUUUCCUGUAGCUGUAGCUGUAGCUGUGUUCCAUCUAUGAAAUCAUCGUUCCGAUUUGAAGAGGACAAGCUUUGACCUGUA